UUAAACAAGGCUCCAACCUUUACCAAGAACUCCAGAAAGGAGAAACAGAGACUUUCCGGAAGUUGUGGGCAAUGGUGAAAACAGCGCCACCUGUGAAGAACAAUGACGAGGCUCUCCACUUGGUUCUGACUGGUGAUUAUGCACUGCUGACUGACCAAUCACAGAUCGAGUUUCUGCGUAUGACAGACUGCGAGAAUCUCAUGUCUGGCGAGACUCCAUUCAAUGUAGGGGGUCUGGGUUUCAUUGUGCCAGAAUCAUCCCCAUUGCUUGAGAUCUUGUCCUUUAAUCUGAUCCAGCUCCAGGAGGCGGGUCUGAUCGGAAAGUGGCGACGCAGGUGGUGGUCACCUAGUUCCAUGUGCCCGACGUCCAGCCAGACCAGUACGGUCCAGAGUCUGGAACUGGAGUACAAGUGGCCCAUUCUUGGUGUUCGCCGGCUCCACCACCUGCGCCCUCCUCUGUCUAGGGAUGGAGUGUGUGUACUUCAGAGUAAUGGGCAGGGGCAAGGUGUGUUUGCAAGUCGCGUGGGCCAGCAAGACCACGGGAAACAGAAGACGGCAGUUCCAGAGAAGACACCACUAACGAGAGGUUCUAGGAGACAGACCAGUACUAGAUUACCUCACACUGUGAUGCCAUGUCGGGAUGCUGGAUGA
Messenger RNA from Haliotis rubra (blacklip abalone), 650 nucleotides. RefSeq lists its product as uncharacterized. The transcript has 3 exons. Lineage: Eukaryota; Metazoa; Mollusca; Gastropoda; Lepetellida; Haliotidae. The record is from RefSeq and is a predicted model, not a curated record. Bases 72 to 650 code for a protein of 192 amino acids.